Messenger RNA from Diachasma alloeum, 1179 nucleotides. It is a transcript of the gene bai, whose product is annotated as transmembrane emp24 domain-containing protein bai. Gene Ontology annotation, biological process: Golgi organization; intracellular protein transport; endoplasmic reticulum to Golgi vesicle-mediated transport. Bases 216 to 851 code for a protein of 211 amino acids. The record is from RefSeq and is a predicted model, not a curated record. The transcript has 6 exons. Gene Ontology annotation, cellular component: endoplasmic reticulum; COPII-coated ER to Golgi transport vesicle; Golgi apparatus. NCBI's taxonomy places the organism in Eukaryota, Metazoa, Arthropoda, Insecta, Hymenoptera, Braconidae.
CUGUCCGCAGUCUGCCAACUCAGCCGAGUUUUUCCAUCGGUCAGAUCCACCUGGGGAUGUGUACAUAUUGUCCCACAUACGUGUCCUUACCACCGAGGAAUUGGUACAAUUAUUUAUAAAUUAAAAGAGGAAGAACAGUAGAAUUAAUUAGGGGAUAGUUGUUUCGUUGGAGAUCGUUCCAUCUCCUGGACUAGAGUGCGAUUAUCCGGAGCAAAAUGAACUCAUUGACGUGCGGUUUAGUGACGUGCCUGGUGAUGAUGGUCGUCGACGUCCAGGGUAUCAUGUUCUAUCUGGAGCCCAAUGGACGCAAGUGCCUGAGGGAAGAGCUGCAGGCACAGACUCUUCUCACUGGGGAGUACCAGGUGUCCGAUGUGCCUGGACAGAGGGUCGACUAUGCGGUCAAAGAUUCAAAGGGAAGUAUUCUCUCACAGAAGGAUGAUAUUCCUCAUGGCAGAAGCUGGAAAUUCUCCUUCAUCACUGAUACUCCCGAUACCUUCGAGAUCUGCUUCAUCUCGCACGUGCAACAGCAUCAACGAGGAAUGAAGCAAGAAAUUACCCUGAAGUUGAAGCACGGGGUGGAAGCCAAGAGCUACGAAGCUAUGAUUGGAGAGGCAGCAAAAUUGAAGCCCAUCGAGGUUGAACUGAAGCGUUUGGAGGAUUUGUCACAAGCUAUCGUCCAAGAUUUCGCAAGAAUGCGUCAGAAUGAAGAGCAAAUGAGAGACACAAACGAAACCACAAACGCCCGUGUCCUCUACUUCAGCAUAUUCUCAAUGUGUUGUUUACUGGGUCUAGCCACAUGGCAGGUAUUCUACCUGAGACGUUUCUUCAGAGCUAAAAAACUGAUCGAGUGAACGAGGGUACAGCUCUUCCAAGUGUACAUGUUGGUCUGUGUGUGCCUGUGGUAAACAAAAGAACAUUGAUAACGAUCACAAAGUGUAUAAUAAUUCAAAAAAUAUUUUUGCCAGAGUGAGAACCAUUCGGGGUGUCGAGUUUGUUCGUACGAACGUGUUAUUUUAAUUCCACUUGAAAUUUUUCAUGUCAUCCUUUUUUUUAAUGUGAAAUAAAAAACAAUGUCUCAUACAAUUACGAAGAAUUUAUGAUUUGUAACUGCAAUCAUUGUAUUAAAUUCAUGAAAGCACGGGGGUCAUAACAAUGCAGUUAAUAAAAAUUUGUUCAAUA